CAAAAGCCAACCAGUGACACUCCUUUAAACCCUCUUCUUCUCUCAGCUGCUGUGGCGAGGGCUCUGUCCGUUGACAUGCCUCCUGUCGCUGCCGGUUAAACGUCUUUAGCUGGGAACAUUUUCAUUAGAGCGGUUUUAAGAGACAUUAAGAGUUUGGACAACAAACGAGGAAGAAUGAGGCUGCCAGUGGAGAUCAGCGUGUUCCUCAUCUCUCUGUUGGCUCCUGGAGUUUUAUUCACUGUAAACAAGAUCCCGGCCUUUCAGGAACCUCUUCCUAUCCUGGGGAUGGGAAUGGUUGUCAUGGGAUCCGUUCUUCUCCUCCUCAUCCUCACUCUGCAGCACAAGACAAAAGUGGACUCUUUAUUCUACGUAUUUGCAGAGUUGUCCUUCUGCUGCAUGCUGGGUCUGACCAACGCUUUAGAGCAGGAUGGGUUCAUCUCUGGAUUUAUGGACUUUUAUCUGAAGACUGGCGAGUCUCACCUCAGUACAGCCUACGCUGUGAUGAUGUCUUACUGGGAGGCUGUGCACCUCAUCCUCUUCCUCACAAUGAUUCACCGCAUGUUUGCAGGGAAGUCUUAUCGAAGGCUGGGCCUGCUGUGGUCGGGGUCCUCCAUCGCCAAUCAGAUCGUCCAUGUUCCAGGAGUGAUCAUUGGGAAGUACGGGUCUAACAUUCGACCAGCCUUUUGGAGGAACGUUCCUUUCUUUUUGGUGCCUUUUUGGGCAGCUUCCCAGCUCUUCAGCAGGCGGAGGGAGAUGCCAGUAAUAACAGCAGACAAGAUAGCCGUGGAGCAGAAGAAAAGUAUUUUGUCUCGACCUGCUGACCUGCUCCUGUCUGUCUUCUUACUGGGAGUUCUGGUUUUCUUUGUUUUCAGAGGUUUGGUUGUUCUAGACUGUCCUCUGGAUGUCUGUUUUACCUACAUCUAUCAGUACGAGCCGUACCUCAAAGACCCGGUCGGCUUUCCCAAAGUUAUGAUGCUGGUGCACUUGUUUUACGCUGUACCCCUGGUCACCAUCCUCCUCUAUGGUCUAAAGACCCCUGGAUGCAGCUGGAUGUUGGACUGGACCAUCUUCUUUGCCGGAGCCAUGGCUCAGACCCAGUGGUGUCAUAUCGGAGCGUCUCUGCACUCCCGCACUCCCUUCACAUACAGAGUCCCCGUAGACAAAAAAUGGGCCGUCAUCGCCCUCAAUGCGCUGCCUGCCAUCGCUCCGGCCCUGCUGGCCCUACGCUGCCACACCAAUCCCGCUUUCUUUAUGAAGCCUGUUCCUGAGGGGCAGACCAACAACGAGAAGAAGAAAAACUAGACCACACAUCAGGCAGCAGCCUCUGAAGGCUGGGAAAAACUCAGCUGAACUGUUUACAGAAUUAAACACGCUAUUUUUCACCCCACAACCUUUAAACCCAGAGGAAAUUUAAAAACUUUGUUCUCCGGGUCAACGUUUUUAAAGCUAACACGGCACUCCCUGCAGGGACUGUUGGACCCUGAUAAGGAUGGAGGAGAGGACUGUGACCAGAUCGGACAGCGUUCAGGUGACUCAUCCAGAUAUACAAUCGUUUCAGAUUUAUAUAUCUAAAAACAGCCAACACAUCACGAAUUCACGAACGCAGGAAUUCACAUCAAAACUCCACUAUUUAUUUUUAGUCGUAUGAAACUGUCAGAGUUAGAGAGAAGAAGUAGCUUUAAGGAACCGUGAGGACGGGAAGUGUUGAGAAUAAAAAGAAAACAGCUUCAAUAAAAUAUAAAAAACUGAAGGCUUUUUUAUUGUCAAUUUUCUAUGACGCACAAAGGAGUGUAGUCAAUCAUUUUGUCCAAAUGUGUGUAUUUAUUUCACAUCAACACUAAAGAGAGAAAACGUCCCAUCAGUGAAGCAGAGACCACGCAGAUGUAACAUGACUCGGGACUGAUUUUACUCUUUGUUUAUAUCUUGUACGAUUAAAAAGUGAACUCUCA
Nematolebias whitei (Rio pearlfish) is the source of this 1949-nucleotide messenger RNA. Its product is annotated as transmembrane 6 superfamily member 2. Bases 175 to 1302 code for a protein of 375 amino acids. The record is from RefSeq and is a predicted model, not a curated record. NCBI's taxonomy places the organism in Eukaryota, Metazoa, Chordata, Actinopteri, Cyprinodontiformes, Rivulidae. Gene Ontology annotation, biological process: lipid homeostasis; regulation of lipid metabolic process. Gene Ontology annotation, cellular component: endoplasmic reticulum-Golgi intermediate compartment membrane; endoplasmic reticulum membrane. The transcript is spliced from 10 exons.